Messenger RNA from Symbiodinium sp. CCMP2592, 1674 nucleotides. Lineage: Eukaryota; Dinophyceae; Suessiales; Symbiodiniaceae. The record is from the annotation of a GenBank genome assembly.
AUGCCGAGACCGGAUACAAAUGGCUGGUCCUCAACACUGUCGGGCCACUAUUCGGAGAUCUUGCGGCGCCUGGACGACCAGGAGACGAUCUUGAGAGAGAUCCUGGAGCAAGCUCGGAAGCCCGUCCGACGGUCCGGCAUCAUGAGCCCUUCGGGUUCGAAUCUACGGCCCCGGUUGAGAGCAUCUCCCAAGGCUUCCGACGAGGACUUGGACGGGGAGUCGCCUGUGGUUGCCGUGGGCUCGGCGAACAGUGGCAUCAAGAUGCUGAGAACCUACACAGAUGAGGACUUGGAUCGACAAGUCGCCUCGAGGACGUACCACGAGCAGUUGGCGCAGCAGGUCGCCAUGGGUUUCCAGAAGAUGCAGAUGCAUACGGACUCGUGCAUCAAGAGGAUCGCACAGCACGGUGCCUUCGAGUUCUUUUUCGCAAUGGUGGUGGUGAGCAAUGCCGUGUUUAUCGGAAUCGACGUGCAGCACGCCAUCUCGCACCCAGGGCCAAGACCUGUGAGCUACAGGGUGACCCAGUACAUCUACACAGCCUUGUUCCUCUUCGAGCUUGUCAUUCGGGUGGGUGCCCAGAAGUGGAAGUACUGCAGUGCAGAAGACUGGCAAUGGAAAUGCUUGGACGUUUUCGUGGUGCUCUCCUCGCUGUGGGAGGUCGCGGUUGAUAUCAUAACAGCAAUCUACGAAGGGCAGCAGAGCAUUGAGGCCAUCCAGGGAUUGAGAAAUCUCAAGUCCUUCAGAAUCAUCCGGCUCACGCGCCUUCUCCGAGCCGUGCAGUUUGUACGGAUCUUUCGCUUCGUGAUGGCCUUGCGCAUGCUGGUGGAUUCGAUUUUCUCAACUUUGAAAUCGUUGUUUUGGGCCCUGAUCCUGCUGUGCCUGGUGAUCUAUGUCUUUGCGGUGAUGUUCGCCGAUGCUGUCAACGACUACAACAACGACGCACUCGUGGAGCAGCUGAGUGCUAAGGACUUCGAAGCCACCCAGCUUUACUGGGCCUCCUUGCCGGACAGCAUGCUGACGCUCUUCAUGAGCAUCACCGGCGGUGUCAGCUGGGUGGAGGUCCUCAGACCUUUGCAAGCGAUCUCGAUAUUCUGGUCCUACUGUUUCCUGUUUUUCGUGUCGUUCACCUACUUUGCAGUCCUCAAUGUCUUAACCGCGGUUUUCUGUCAGACAGCGAUCGAAAGUGCGCAGAACGAUCAGGCAACAAUGGUGCAAACAAUGCUCGACAGCAAAGAGGCAAUCUUGGACAAGCUGAAGGCAUUGUUUUAUGAGAUCGAUGUGGAAGAAGAACAAGAUGCUGGAAAGAAGCAUGCUGGUUCGCUGACAGUUACAAUGUUCGAAGAGAAGAUGAGGAACCCUGAUGUGCACAACUUUUUUGAGUCACUUGGACUGGAUGUUUGGGAUGCGUGGUCGUUCUUCAAACUUCUGGAUGCAGACGGAGGUGGGGCCGUGGAUACCGAUGAGUUCUUCCAGGGUUGCCUCCGAUUCCGCGGACCUGCCCGGUCGAUGGAUGUCGGGAAGCUUAUCCAGGAUCAGAAGUGGAUGAUCCACAAUCAAGGAAAAUUCCAGGAGUACGUGCAAGACGAAUUGGCCCAAGUCAAGGAGAAGCUUUGGUUACUCUGCGAUUCCUUCUCCGCCGAAGGCGACGAAGAGCCAUUUUCCAAAGAGUCUUGA